AGAGACAGGUUUACGUAUAUACAUAUAAGCAGACCUAUCACCUAUAUAUACCUGUGUAAAGGUUGUGUGUGGCGAAAUCCACGGAAGUUGUCACACACACAUACAGCCACAUGGAGAACUCAGAACAAACCGGACCUUCUAAGAAGGCUCUGAAGAAGGCCCAGAAGGAUGCAGAGAAAGCAGCCAAGAAGGCAGAGUAUAAACAACAACAACAACAACAGCAGCAGCAGGAUGAGGAGGAAGGAGAGGAUGUGUCUAAAGGACAGUAUGGCAUGAUGGAAAUGAUCCAGUCUGCAAGCAAGCCGGACCGCCGUAUCGUUGACCUCAAACAGCUGACCCCUGACCUUAGUGACCAGAAAGUCUGGGUUAGGGCAAGGCUACAGACAAGCAGGAGUAAAGGUAAACAAUGCUUCUUUGUGCUGAGACAGAGUAAGUGGACGGUCCAGGCACUCGUUUAUGUUGGGGACAACGUCAGCAAACAGAUGGUCAAGUUUACUGCCGGAGUUACGAAGGAAUCUAUCAUAGAUGUGGAAGCAUAUGUGAGGACUGUCUCCCAGAAAGUCACUUCCUGUUCUCAACAGGAAGUAGAAUUACACUGUCAACAGGUGUGGGUAGUCAGCUCAGCUCUACCACGGCUACCACUACUAGUAGAGGACGCCUCAAGAGCAGACAACCCUGACGAUGAAUUAGCUACAGUAAAACAAGAUACUCGUCUAGAUAAUCGUGUGAUCGACCUACGCACCACUACAAACCAGGCCAUCUUUAGAGUGGAGGCUGGAAUCUGUAAAUUCUUUAGGGACUCGCUGACAAAGCAGGGAUUUGUGGAGAUCCACACACCCAAAAUUAUAUCAGCUGCAUCAGAAGGGGGCGCAAAUGUUUUCACUGUCUCCUACUUCAAGAACAAUGCAUACCUAGCACAGUCACCUCAGCUCUACAAACAAAUGGCCAUUUGUUCUGACUUCGACAAGGUCUUCACAGUCGGAGCAGUGUUCCGAGCGGAGGAUUCCAACACCCAUCGUCACUUGACAGAGUUUGUGGGACUGGACAUGGAGAUGGCCUUUAAGUAUCAUUACCAUGAAGUCAUCGAUGUUAUAGGAAACAUGUUUGUCUCUAUCUUCAAAGGUCUCCGUGACAACUUUCAGGAAGAGAUAGCAACCAUCAAUAAACAGUUUCCUGCAGAGCCGUUUAAAUUUCUGGAACCAAGUCUGCGCCUGGAGUACGUGGAAGCAGUCCAGAUGCUGAGGGACAAUGGCAUUGAGAUGGACGAUGAGGACGAUUUAAGUACACCCAAUGAGAAAUUCCUUGGAAGACUUGUUAAAGCAAAGUAUGAUACCGACUUCUACAUCUUGGACAAGUUCCCUCUGGCAGUUCGUCCAUUUUACACAAUGCCAGACCCGCACAACAAGAAAUGGUCCAAUUCUUAUGACAUGUUCAUGCGAGGAGAGGAGAUCCUGUCGGGUGCCCAAAGGGUCCACGACCCCAGCUUCUUGUCUGAGAGAGCCAAACAUCAUGGAAUAGAUUUAGAGAAAAUAAAGGCCUACAUUGAUUCCUUCAAAUACGGAGCACCACCUCACGCUGGUGGUGGUAUAGGUAUGGAGAGAGUUUGUAUGCUGUACCUCGGCCUAGACAAUAUCAGGAAAACGUCCAUGUUCCCACGUGACCCCAAGAGACUCACACCAUGAGUUAGAUAUACUCAGCCAAUCAGCUGCUGUUAACAUUCUCAGUGAAUUAUGGGAAACAAAGUUGACCAAUCAGCAGUUGUUUUGCGUAAAAAAUUUUCAACCGGCUGUUUUUGUCAUUAAUGUUUUAGUUAAAAGGUUUACCCGGUAAAUACUACAAUAUAGUGCUAAAGACAACAAUGUAAGGGAUAUGUAUAUGUGUUUGUUUUGUCAAAUAAUUAGGGGUACUAGACAUUCUUUUUCUUUCUCAAUUUUGUAUCGUGUGUUACAGGUACAAUAAUUGAACUUUAGUUCAAUAGAACUAUUUCUACAACAGGUGGUUGUCAUCAUACUCUUAAAAAUAUGUUUCUUUUUACAUGUAGUUUCUAUUUGACAUUAAUUAAUAAAUGAAAGAUUUGCCAUCUUAAUUUAGCUCUGUUUGACAUUGCAGAAAAAUAAAUGGAAAAAUCAUCUAAGUAAUGAAUGAUGAUGAAGAAAUAGUAAUCUUUUGGAACUUUGUUGAUUCCAAGCUUGUUUCAAAUAUUCAAUUCACUCUGAAGAAAUUAAGCCAUGAUCAGUAUUGUAAUAAAUAAAAUCUGCCUUCAUUAGGCUGGAAUCAUACAAGUGUUGGUGUAUGGGAAAUCUGGUAUCAUUUUUAUAUACGUGAAUCAUGUCUUUAUUAAUCAACCACCGCUCUAUCACUAACAGAUAAUCACAUAGUGUUACUUACAGUUUUUCCAUUUCAACAGAAAUGCAUUUUGUUAGCGAUCGUUUAUAAACUUUUUGUGUUACAUUUUUACGUUCAUAAUUAUGUAAGGAAUUUCAUUACUGUUAUCGCAUUAGAAGGAAACCAUCAUUCAGAUGAUACUUUCAUUCUCCUUUUGAUCAGAAAUGAUCUUGUAAUUUCUAAACUUGGAAGAAAAAGUCUCAAGAUAUCAUAAGAUAUAGAUAUUUUCAAUUUACAUGGUACCGGCAGUAAAACCCCACAAAAGUGUUCACAAUUAAUAUUUCUAUAUUGAGAGGGAUAUAACACAAUUUUGUUGUUGUGACAUAUCUUUCAUGUUUUUUAUUCUAAGUAAGUUCAAACUUCAGCAAAUUAUUGGGUUUAAUGGUAUCCAGUGAAUUUUAGGUUCUCAAUUUUUAAUUAUUAUAUUUUUUGUAAUAACAGAUUACUUACAUUUUUAUAGUUGAUUUUGCACGUGCUAUUAUAACAUAUAAUAUAUAUAAUUUUAUGUAAAAUGCAAUAUUUUCUCAUAUGAGGCAAUGGGGCAGUUAUGUACAAUGAUGAACCCUUAAAUUUGAUGUAGGAUUGAUAAAGACACUUCGCCGCCGAGUGUUAUUUCCCUUAAUUAAAGGCGGUGAAAAACUAGCUCUAUGGCUUGAAAAAAAAAGGACUCAGUGAUGUCAAGUUUUACCUACUUUACCUGUAGAAAAAUUAGAAAACGUCUUUUUUAAAGUUUCUGACAUCAACAGUUUAAAAUAUAAUCUUACAAAAACGCCAGUGUAAGUAUGUUCUAUGCAUGAAUAUAAUUGUAUUUAGCAUUCAAUGAAUUUUAGGGCGAAAGACUGAACGCCCUUCCAACCUUCAUAUUGAAGUAUAGUAUACCAGCAUUGAAUCUCCGUCUUAGCAGUGAUGAGGGCAUGAAGACUUCACUGUGCAAUUAAUUUUUUGUUUCCCCAAUAUUACCUCUUACCUGUUUUGUGAAAUGAAGUAUCUAGAAAAAUAUCAUAUUAUUUUAUAUAAAGUAUAUAUUAAGAUUA
Molecule: messenger RNA, 3419 nt
Organism: Ylistrum balloti
Lineage: Eukaryota; Metazoa; Mollusca; Bivalvia; Pectinida; Pectinidae
Product: aspartate--tRNA ligase, cytoplasmic-like
Exons: 15
Coding region: 111-1682 (523 amino acids)
Biological process (GO): aspartyl-tRNA aminoacylation
Cellular component (GO): aminoacyl-tRNA synthetase multienzyme complex; cytosol; cytoplasm
Molecular function (GO): ATP binding; aspartate-tRNA ligase activity; RNA binding
Source: RefSeq, a predicted model, not a curated record